CGCAUGCGUUUCAUUGAGUAUCAACCAAGGGAUUUAAAAUCUGAAGCUGUAGCCGGGACCUGCAGCACGCAUAGUAAGAAGCUCAGGGCCUAUUGCAAACUCAUUCUUGCACAUUUCGUUCUCUCUGCACUACUCGCCUUGCUCCGGCGACUGGCCUGAUGGUAUACCGGGGCGUGUUCGGGUGCAUUCUCACGUAGCCAACUCUUAUUAUGGCCCACGAGAAGUAGCCUGCCCUGCACGCACGCACGCCAUGGGAGGAUGCGUGGGGACCCAGAGGCGCGCGCUGGGCGCGAGCAGGAACGGCGGCAGGCGCAACAAGAAGCGUGGAGGACGUAACGAGCCCCUGAAGAAGGAGCGUCCCAAGUGGAAGAGUGACUACCCGAUGACCGAAGGACAGCUGCGCAGCAAGCGAGAUGAAUUCUGGGAUACGGCGCCGGCGUUCGACGGGCGUAAGGAGAUCUGGGACGCGCUGAAGGCGGCCGCCAUCGCCCUCGAGUGCAACGACCACCAGCUGUGGCCAUAGUGGGCCAGACCAGCAUCCGCAGCUGCCGCAUGGGCCUACACCACACACGCACACGGCUCCCUCACCGAGUGCUAUGACGAACUCGGAAACCGCUACCAGCUGCCAGCCUACUGCUUGGCUCCGCCCCUGAAUCUGGUGUCAGAGCGCAGUGAGAACGAGGGGGCGGAGCCAACGGAACAACAGGUCCCACCCAGGAAGGAGUUCCCACUGAAGGUGCGUCUGUCGUCGGGGCAGGACGUGCGCCUGACGGCCAGCAUGGCGGACGCCAUCGGUCAGCUGAAGAAGCAGCUGCAGGCGCAGGAGGACAUCGACGUGGCGCACCAGCGAUGGUUCUUCUCUGGAAAGCUGCUGACCGACAAGACGCGGCUGCAGGACACCAAGAUCCAGAAGGACUUCGUCAUCCAGGUCAUCGUCAACACAGCUGCCCCCAUCAUCCCCAAGUAGAGAGA
Molecule: messenger RNA, 972 nt
Organism: Alosa alosa (allis shad)
Lineage: Eukaryota; Metazoa; Chordata; Actinopteri; Clupeiformes; Clupeidae
Gene: ubtd1a
Product: ubiquitin domain containing 1a
Exons: 5
Molecular function (GO): protein binding
Source: RefSeq, a predicted model, not a curated record